Messenger RNA from Calidris pugnax (ruff), 1720 nucleotides. RefSeq names its product cAMP responsive element binding protein-like 2 (gene CREBL2). Gene Ontology annotation, cellular component: nucleus. Lineage: Eukaryota; Metazoa; Chordata; Aves; Charadriiformes; Scolopacidae. The record is from RefSeq and is a predicted model, not a curated record. Bases 169 to 531 code for a protein of 120 amino acids. Gene Ontology annotation, biological process: regulation of DNA-templated transcription. The transcript has 4 exons. Gene Ontology annotation, molecular function: DNA-binding transcription factor activity.
CGGGCGGGGCGGGCGGCUGUAAACAAAGAGGGCGGCGGGCGAUGGCGGCUGUGGCGGGUCGCGCUGGGCGGCUGUGAGUCUCGCUGUCCACCCGGGCGGUGGUGGGCGACUCCGGUGCGCUCCCCGUGCAGGGGCUACGGCGGUGCGGGGCCGGGGCUGGCGGUACACAUGGAUGACAGUAAGGUGGUCGGAGGCAAGGUAAAGAAACCGGGCAAGCGGGGUCGUAAACCAGCCAAAAUAGACUUGAAGGCAAAGCUUGAAAGAAGCCGUCAGAGUGCAAGGGAGUGCAGAGCCAGGAAGAAGCUGAGGUACCAGUACUUGGAAGAGCUGGUUUCAAGCAGAGAGCGUGCCAUCUGUGCUCUCAGAGAAGAGCUCGAAAUGUACAAGCAGUGGUGCAUGGCAAUGGACCAAGGGAAAAUCCCCUCUGAAAUAAAAGCCCUGCUAACUGGAGAGGAGCAGGGCAAAGCACAGCAGAACUCAACCAAACUUGCCAAGGCUGGGAAGACAGAAGCAAACAGCAGCAAUCCCUGAGGCCACCUUCCGCACUGCAGCAGAGAUAGCUUGGUAGCUGGCAGAAGAAUGCUGUUGUCAGAGAAGUGGAUGCAUCCCUGGGUGCAGGGAGAAGGAUCCCAGUCUGCUGUCUUCUCUUUGCUCCUCCCCACAUGAAACUCUUUGAUUGUGGUGUUCCCAAGCCUGCAUGGAGUGAGGCUUUUGGGGUAAUAGGUGUUUGUGUAAGCGGAGCCUUGUUCUUCCUUUCUCUACACCAUCCUCCUCAAAUACAGCUAUGGCAGCUUUUGGGCCUUCCCGAGAUGAGAUGGGGGCAGCUUUUGUGUCAGAGCCCAGAAUUACACUGGCUUUGUGGUCAGUAGUUGUGUGGUCAGUAACCAUUGUGGGAGUCUGAGAGGCUCUGUAAAACAAAAGCAAGAGGAGGAUCUCAUAACAGCUUUGCUGAAGCCGAAUGGAGUGCUGGAGUACUGUAGGUUGAGGAGAAGGAACUGGAUCAAAAGCUUUUAGCAAGAAGGUUUCUAGCAAUGUAAUUUGUAACCUAGAUAAAGAUGUUGCUUUCAGCAUCCUUUUGUAAUGCGGCAUGUCUUUAUGUUGUCGGGGCUCUUCAAGAGAGGUACUAAUUAUAUUCCCUGCUGCUGCCUAUAAUUCUUUCACGGGAUGUAUUUUUCCCCCUCCUGUUCCCAGUAAGAUAGUCAGAGCAUCUCCAUCCCCCUGCUUCCAGCAAUGGAACAACUGCCAUCUCCUUCCACCUAUUGUGCCCUGCUGUCUUUCUGUAUCUACCUACACUUUGGGCCCUAGUAUCUUUCUAGCCUGCAACUUAAUAUGAAUUCUGAGGUGCCACCCUGGUUUCCCAGAAAAAGAUAAAUGCCCAGAACUGGUAGCAAGGAAAAUAAGUUGCAUCCAUUUGUUCUUACAAUAAAAGAGGUGAUGGCAAACGUCUUGUGGGUUGAUCUUCUCAUCCAAGAUAUUGACAGAUAACCUGCCACUUUCCUUAGACUGCUCUUUCUUCUGUACAUGCUUUUUUGUAUGUAUAUGAUGCCUCGUGGAGAGUGGAGCUCUCGGGACUUUCAGUGGGGGUUUUGCUUGCUUAUUCUCUGUUUUGUUUACGACAAUGUCUUUCUCUGUAUUUCAUGAAAUGCAUGGAACGUUUUUUAAUGUUAUGUUUUCUUCUUUGUUUCAUAGAAUAAAUACUAUAAUGAAUGACUCUGCUAGA